Angiostrongylus costaricensis is the source of this 345-nucleotide messenger RNA. Lineage: Eukaryota; Metazoa; Nematoda; Chromadorea; Rhabditida; Metastrongylidae. The record is from the annotation of a GenBank genome assembly.
AUGGAUGCUUUUCGGCUUAUUGAAUUGGCCGUAAUUCUUCUGAUUGUUCAAAUAUGGCCGCUAGAAGCAGGAGAGCUUAACAUGCUUGAGUGGGGAUGGGCAAAAUGGUUGACAGUGAGCACUAUAGUGAUCGGCAGCAUCACCUAUAUGGGUUACUUGGUGACACCGGAUUGGCGAGAAAUUGUUGACAGCAAGCACUACUAUUCAAAUUGGAAGGGACUCCUUUUCGAUAAUACUAUCAAAUCGAUACCGUCGUUACGAAAGCCCAUAUCAGAUAUCGAUCUUGAGUUGAUAUUCGUGAACUUAAUGCUUUCUUUUACAAGUUUUUACAAGUUUGCACUAUGA